GGCCCAGGCCUACAGGCCCAGCCAGAGCCCAGCUCGCCCACGCCAUGCAGUCGGAACUGAAUAAUUCCUGUCCCAAGGGUGGAGAUCCCCAGGGUGCUUCCCUGCUUUCGCGGAUGCUGCAAUUCAUGGAAGAAGGAGUGCAGAACACCAUGCUGACGGGCAUCUUGAUCGGGGCCCUGGUCGCCUUCCUCUUCCUUGGCGCUGCCAUCUUCUUCGUGUACCGGAGAGUGAAGCAAUCUCGACAACUCCAGUCAGCAACUCCUCAGUACAGGUUUCGCAAAAGAGACAAGGUGAUGUUCUACGGCCGGAAGAUCAUGAGGAAGGUGUCUACGUUGCCCAACACCCUUGUCGGGAACACGGGUCUGCCCCGGCAGAGGGUGAGGAAGAGGACGAAGGUCCUGUCUCUGGCUAAGAGGAUUCUGCGCUUUAAGAAAGAAUAUCCCACACUGCAACCUAAGGAGCCCCCUCCAUCCCUGCUGGAAGCUGACCUCACUGAGUUCGACGUGAAGAAUUCCCACCUGCCCUCCGAAGUCUUGUACAUGCUGAAAAAUGUCCGGGUCCUGGGUCACUUCGAGAAGCCCCUGUUCCUGGAGCUCUGCAAGCACAUGGUCUUCGUGGAGCUGCAGGAAGGGGAAUACAUCUUCCGGCCCGGGCAACUGGACAACAGCAUUUACGUGGUGCAGGAUGGGAAGCUGGAAGUUUGCAUCCAGGGAACUGACGGCACCGAGAUGGUGGUGAAAGAGGUCCUCGCGGGAGACAGCGUCCACAGUCUCCUCAGCAUCCUGGAUGUUAUCACGGGUCACCCGGCUCCGUACAAAACAGUCUCGGCACGAGCGGCGAUUCCAUCCACCAUCCUCAGGCUUCCUGCUAUUGCUUUCCAAGGCAUCUUUGAGAAAUACCCAGAAACCUUGGUGCGGGUGGUACAGAUCAUCAUGGUGAGACUGCAGCGAGUGACCUUCCUGGCUCUCUACAAUUAUCUGGGGCUGACCACGGAGCUCUUCAGCUCUGAGAGCCAGGCCAUCCCCCUGGUGUCUUUGGCCAGCCUGACAGCCAACAAAGCGAUGAAAAGACAGAUGUCCUGCCCCAUUCCAGAAGAAGAGCGGGGAGAGAAGAUCGACAAAAUGGGGGAAAUCUCCGAAUCAGAAUUCAUGAAGAGCUGCCCAGCAGAUAGUCCUGGGCCUCUGGCGAAGAGAAGCUUUUCCAGCCCUGUGCCUGCCACCACUUACGGAGAAGUUUCUGGAGACCUGGGGAAGAUCCAGGGGGCUGUUCCCGACCCAAUUACCCCACAAGGUAGCCCAGUCGGAGCCAAAUCGGAUCUGGGGAUGGUCUACGAUCGGGCGAGGGUCAGCAUCACCUCGGAUAACUUUCCCUCGGUCAAUGUUGUGAGCAAGCCCCGAAAGUCAGUGACGGUGUCAGAAAUCCCCUCGGCCGUAUUCCACUACUCGGAGGAGGAUUCCGAGGAGGUGACGGUCAGCAGGAAAGUCGACAUCAUCUUUAAGGCAGCCAAGGAAGACCUGCUCACCCUCAUGAAGCUGGACAAUCCCUCGCUAUUGGAUGGAAAAGUGACCCUCCACCAGGUGAAGGCGGGGACUGUGGUGUCCAAACAAGGAGACCAGGACGUGAACAUCCUGUUCGUGGUGUCCGGCCUUCUGCACGUCUACCAGCGCAAGAUCGACAGCGAGGAGGAGACGUGCCUGUUCGUCACCCACCCGGGCGAGCUGGUGGGCCCGCUGGCCGUCCUCACGGGGGAACCCCUCAUCUUCACCAUCAGGGCCAACAAAGACUGCAUUUUCCUGUCCAUCUCCAAGGCCCAUUUCUACGAGAUCAUGCGGCAGGAGCCCACCGUCGUCCUGAGCGUGGCCCACGCGGUUGUCAAACGGAUGUCGUCGUUCGUCCGGCAGAUCGACUUCGCCCUGGACUGGAUGGAAGUGGAGGCCGGGAGAGCCAUUUACAGGCAAGGAGACAAGUCAGACUGCACUUACAUCGUCCUCAGCGGCCGCCUGCGCGCCGUGAUCAAGAAGGAGGAUGGGAAAAAGCGCCUGGCCGGUGAAUACGGGCGAGGAGACCUCAUCGGCGUGGUGGAGACACUGACCCACCAGCCCAGAGUGACGACAGUACACGCCGUCCGCGACUCCGAGCUCGCCAAACUGCCCGUUGGGGCGCUGACCUCCAUCAAACGCAAAUUCCCUCAGGUUGUGACACGGUUGAUCCACCUCCUCGGCGAGAAGAUUCUGGGCAGCCUCCAGCAAGGGAGUACUUCAGGUCAUCCCCUGGGGCUGUAUAGCACGGGAAACAAAUGGGAUUCUGGGAACCCGGCCAACAACCUGGCCACGGUGGCCAUCAUGCCGGUGUCGGAAGACGUACCUCUCACCACGUUCACCCUCGAACUCAAGCACGCCCUCACCGGGAUCGGUCCCGUCCUGCUCUUGACGAGCGACAACAUCAAGCAGCGCCUUGGGAACACGGCACUGGACAGCAUCCAUGAGUACCGGCUGUCCAGCUGGCUGGGCCAACAGGAGGACAUACACCGCAUCGUCCUGUACCAGGCGGACAGCACUCUGACGCCCUGGACCCAACGCUGCAUCCGGCAGGCCGACUGUAUCCUCAUCGUCGGGCUGGGCGAGCAGGAGCCCACCGUAGGCGAGCUGGAGCGGAUGUUGGAGAACACGGCCGUGCGAGCUCAGAAGCAGCUGAUCUUGCUGCACAAGGAGGACGGCCCGCCCCCGGCCCGCACGGUGGACUGGCUUAACAUGCGGAGCUGGUGUUCCGGCCACCUGCACCUCUGCUGCCCGCGACGCAUCUUCUCCCGCAGGAGCCCGCCCAAGCUGGUGGAAAUGUACGAUCGGGUUUUCCAGAGGUCCCCAGACCGGCAUUCCGACUUCUCCCGCCUGGCCCGGGUCCUGACUGGGAACGCCAUCGCGCUGGUGCUCGGAGGCGGGGGAGCUCGAGGCUGUUCCCAAGUGGGCAUCAUCCGGGCCCUGUCGGAAGCCGGCAUCCCCGUGGACUUGGUCGGAGGGACGUCCAUCGGCUCCUUCAUGGGCGCUCUCUACGCCAUGGAGCGCAACUACAGUCAGAUGAGGAUCAGGGCCAAGCAGUGGGCCAUGGAUAUGAAUUCAGUGAUGAAAACCGUCCUAGAUCUGACUUACCCCAUCACCUCCAUGUUCUCCGGAGCCGCUUUCAACAACGGCAUCAGGGGCGUCUUCAAAGACAAGCAGAUUGAGGAUCUCUGGAUUCCGUAUUUCACCAUCACGACCGACAUCACCGCCUCGGCGAUGAGGGUCCAUACGGAUGGUUGCCUGUGGAGAUACGUCCGGGCCAGCAUGUCUCUGUCCGGCUACAUGCCCCCACUCUGCGACCCCAAAGAUGGCCACCUGCUCAUGGAUGGAGGCUACAUCAACAACCUCCCAGCCGACGUGGCGAGGUCCAUGGGGGCUAAGGUGGUCCUCGCCAUCGACGUGGGCAGCCGAGACGAGACAGACCUCACCAACUACGGCGACUCGCUGUCAGGCUGGUGGCUGCUGUGGAAACGCUGGAACCCCCUGGCAGAGCAAGUGAAGGUGCUGAACAUGGCGGAGAUCCAGACCCGCCUGGCCUACGUUUGCUGCGUGCGGCAGCUGGAAAUGGUGAAGAACAGCGAUUACUGCGAGUACAUCCGCCCGCCCAUCGAUCGCUACGGGACCCUGGAGUUUGGAAAAUUCGACGAGAUCUGCGAGGUGGGCUACCAGCACGGGAGGACCGUGUUCAGCGUCUGGUGCCGGGGCGGCGUGCUUGACCAGAUGCUGAAGGACCGCCAGGAGACCCGCAAGACCAAAGCCAGCGACGCGCUGACAUGCCCAAACGCUUCCUUCACCGACCUGGCGGAGAUCGUGUCCCGGAUCGAACCGGUCCCGGCGGCCCUGAUGGACGACGAAUCCGACUACCAGACUGAAUAUGAGGAAGAGGUUUCGGACUUCGCCAAAGACGAGUACAUCAACUUCCAAAGCGCCCAGCUGCAAGAUGACUCGGAUUCGGACGAAGAGAUGAGUUGCCACUUGCGUCGGCGCUUGACCUCGUCCUCCUUGCAGAACUCCUCGUAGGAGACCCCUCCCACCCCGUCCCGUCUCCCCGUUCCUGCCACGUCCACCAGGCCGGCGCGACAGCCAGCACCCCCCACCCUCGGCUGGUGGGGCUCUGCGGUGCCUUUGGCCGAGAUGGCCUCAGUUGCCCCCCACCCUUUCCCACCCACCAGUUGCACUGGACCACUCACCCGACCCCUUUGGUGGGGCCCAUAGGGGCGGGGCUGAAGAUGGGGGGCCGCCACGAGCCAAAGCUACUACUGAUCUCCCCCUUCCCCUCUGUGACCGCUCACCCCCAAAGAAAGGUAACUCUCGCCAACCUUUGCCAU
This is a messenger RNA of Tachyglossus aculeatus (Australian echidna), 4384 nucleotides long. It is a transcript of the gene PNPLA7, whose product is annotated as patatin like phospholipase domain containing 7. Gene Ontology annotation, biological process: lipid metabolic process. Lineage: Eukaryota; Metazoa; Chordata; Mammalia; Monotremata; Tachyglossidae. The transcript is spliced from 36 exons. The record is from RefSeq and is a predicted model, not a curated record. Gene Ontology annotation, cellular component: endoplasmic reticulum. Bases 45 to 4076 code for a protein of 1343 amino acids. Gene Ontology annotation, molecular function: phosphatidylcholine lysophospholipase A1 activity.